Messenger RNA from Cyprinodon variegatus (sheepshead minnow), 2681 nucleotides. RefSeq names its product Src-like-adaptor (gene sla1a). Lineage: Eukaryota; Metazoa; Chordata; Actinopteri; Cyprinodontiformes; Cyprinodontidae. The record is from RefSeq and is a predicted model, not a curated record. Gene Ontology annotation, molecular function: protein binding. Bases 155 to 1009 code for a protein of 284 amino acids. The transcript has 8 exons.
ACGUUUGCAGUGUGAUGCAGGGCUGUCACCGCACUCUACAUGUUUUUCUGGUAAAGUCUCGCUAACAUGAAACAACCCUGCUGCCACCCUGACCCUGUUUGGACAAUAACCCUUAUUGGCACAUUUGAAACACCUGUAAUGAACUGCUAAUUCUAUGGGUUGGAUGCUGGUCCCCUGGAGGAUGGGGAACAUGAUGCGAGGCGGAACUGCCAGCAGCAAAGUGAACACUGAAAACCAGGACAGUGCUCUAAAGGGUUCCGAUGAUGACAUAGUAGUGGUGAUCGACGACUACCCCUCGUUGGAAAUAAGCGAGCCCAUCUACAGAAUGGGGGAGAAGCUAAGAGUCAUUGCACAGGAAGCUUAUUGGUGGAAAGUUCGCUCUGUUGAGACAGGGAAGGAAAACUAUAUACCCAACAGCCAUGUGGUGAGGGUUUAUCACGGGUGGCUGUUUGAGGGGGUGGGGAGGCAGAAAGCUGAAGAGCUGCUUCUUUUACCUGGGAACAGAGUGGGCUCAUUUCUGGUGCGGGAAAGCACCACGGAGAGAGGUCUGUAUUCGCUCUCAGUGAAGCACAGGGCAGUGAAGCACUAUCGGAUCUUCAGACUGGACAACAGCUGGUACUACAUAUCCCCGAAGCUCACUUUUCAAUGCCUUGAAGACAUGAUCAGCCAUUAUUCUGAUUCUUCAGAUGGGCUAUGCUGCACGCUAACCACCCCUUGUCUGUCUGGAAAAACCGAAACCUUGGACAUGAACCCUGGACCGCCAACGGUGGUCAUGCGACACAACUUUGAUUGGACAAAAGUAGAGAGGAACCAACUGGUGAGCACAGAUAGCCAGAGUGACAACAUGGUGAGCUACGGUGUGAGGAACAGCAUCGCUUCCUAUCUGUCCUUUUCUGGCCAGGAAAACCCUCAGCAGCAGCGAGCAGAACGCAGAAAGAAGAAAUCUAAAUCUGUGUAUGCCAUUCCUGAAAGCAAUAAUGCAGAUUUCCAAUAUGAAGAAGACUUCUAAUGACAGAACUGGAUCAGUUUGAAGGAAGUAAAAAAUGAUUGAGAGGAAGCCUGCAGAGACUCCAUGAUAUCUACUACAGCUCCUACGUAACAGUCGAAAAAUCCAUGGACCCAGCGCUGGUCAGAGUCAUAAAAGUGAGUUUAAAUAUCAGCACUUUGGAAUCUUUUAACAGUAAAUUAAGUACUCACACUUUUAAGCAAAUAUAAAGAUUGAUGUUUUAUGUGAACAGUGUGUGAAUGGGUUUGAUGUGUGGAUAUACAGCACAUGGCUUCAGUAACAGAACCAAGCAUUAUUGGAAUAGGAAGUAUGUUGAAUACAUAUAAGUACUAGUGGUUCAAACUAAUUCUCUUUGUCUGGAGAUGAGAUUAAUGUUCAUUGACCAAAGCAUGUCUAACUAAGACCACACACACGUCUCUCUCGCCCUAUAUUAUUUCAGUUUAUUAGAUAGAGAGAGAUAUAGAUCUAUAUUUGUUGUAUUUCACUUUCAUUGCAUUCAUUCAUCUGUACCUUAUGAAGUUGUCAUAAGUCAUAUCCUUUUCUAUCCGCCUUGGGUUACACGGUUAAUGAAAAAAUUUGUUUACUGUUUGGAGAUGAAGAAAGCAUGAUGUGGUCCAUGUGUUGCAUCUCAAAGGUAUUGAGUAUGAAACAUUUUGAAAGUAUGUGGUAAUAAAAUGUAAAUUAGAAAUGGGCUAUAUGAUGUGAUAGCAUCUCUUAAAACAGAAAAGUAAAAAUUAUACCUACUAUUACAAAAAUGAUUUGUUUUUAUAUUUCUUACUGCAAAUUCAAAACAUUGAAUUUAUGGUGGGUUGCUUUCUUUCAGCUUUAUCGCCCUGGCUGUUUGUGUUUUUGCAAAAAGAAAAUGUUUUAAAACCUUUAAGUAAAGAAAAAAAAAAUCCAGGUUUUCGUUCAGACAGUGCAGGUGUUUGAAGCAGCUCCAACAGGAGGGCUGACCCAUUCUCUGAUUAACUGGAAUGCAAUAUCGACCUGAUAAUCUGAGCUGUUAAACGUGAAAUAAGACUACGCCAAUUAAAUAUUUUCAAAUUUAGUACAAUGAAAUGGCUAAAAGAAAUAUGGCCAAAAAUUAACAAACGAUGCAGGAUUUUAGUUUCUAUUUUUUCAAGUCAGGUGAAGGUGAUGAAAAUUCACUGUUCUGCUUUAUUUAACUACACAGUAAGCUUUAUUGCUUUUACAUAUAUUUCUCCACUAAUUUGUGAAAUGUCUGUCAUAUAUUAGUAUUUGUAAUUAAAUGUGCAGCUUAUUACCUUUUCUACUUACAAUUGAAACAACUACCUUUGUAUAGUCAAUUUUAUAUUUGUUUGCAAUACUGUAAACAUGGUUUGCAGUGUUUUUCUAUAAUAUUUUUAGCCCUUCUUAAUAAUCUUUUAAAAAUAUAUUUAUUCUUUGUUUUCCUAAAUGUUAGUGACUUGAAACAAGGUGGCAGUAAAUAAAAAUGUUGUUUGUCAAUUCUGGGAUUAAAAUACUUGGGACUUUUUUUUUACCUUAGUAAUUUGUGUGCGUUUUUUUCUACUGCUCUUGAAACUCCUGGAAAAUGUAUUAAUAUCAGCUUAAUGUAUGGGGAAGCUUUGACAUUGUUUAGCUAGGAAGGUGGAAUCUAAAGCAACCACCAUGCAUGACAUCUAUGCUGCCAUACUGUGAAAAAUAAAAAGUUCCU